Molecule: messenger RNA, 1515 nt
Organism: Danio rerio (zebrafish)
Lineage: Eukaryota; Metazoa; Chordata; Actinopteri; Cypriniformes; Danionidae
Source: RefSeq, a predicted model, not a curated record
GACACACAGGUAUGUGAAUACCUAGAGCAGACAAGCAAUCACACGUCGUUAUGGCGAAACUGAGGAUAUAACUACAAAAAAACUGCUCACAUUAGCUGUGAAAUAUUAAAAGCUGCCUUUUGGUUUUUAAUUUUAUGACAAAGAAAUGAAAACCAGAGGGAAUAAGAAAUCUUUCAGAGCCGUGAAGUACACGUUAUUUGUGUGCUGCUACGUAUUCUGGGUGUUCAGUGCUGGUCUAAUUGCUGUUGGGAUCUAUGCAAAAAUUGCCAAAGAGUCAGAUGUAGUGGAUACGCUGAUGGCAGAUCCAGCACUGCUGUUGAUUGUUGUGGGUUCUCUCAUGUUCACCAUCACUUUCCUCGGCUGUUUUGGAGCACUGCGUAACGCCUCCUUGCUGCUCAACAUGUUUGUAGCAAUUUUGUUGGUGGUUCUGCUGCUGCAAGUAACAGCUGCUGUGCUGGGUCUUCUGUUUUCUGAAAAGGUUCAAGAGAGGACGGAGCAGCUGAUGAUGAAGGCGAUUGUGCGCUAUCGUGAUGAUCAGGACUUGGAAAAUGUUAUUGAUUUUGUACAGAAAAAGUUCAAGUGCUGUGGGGUGGAUUCCUACUUGGAUUGGUCUAAAAACAUGUACUUUAACUCGUCUGAGCACAAUCCCAGUUUGGAGGCCUAUGGAGUGCCUUUCUCCUGCUGUAUACGCCAAAAGAAUGAGACUGUGUUCAACUCUAUGUGUGGCUACGAGACCCAAAAGAUGAAGAAAAGUCUGGCCGGUCGCCUCAUCUACACCUCUGGUUGUCUAGAUGAGAUGGUCUGGUGGGGACAACAGAACCUUCUGCUGGUGGGUGGGAUGACCCUUGUCCUACUUUGCCUUGAGGUGAGAUUUUUUUCACCUGCCAAAAGUCCUUUAAACUUUAAGUCUUGUCUUUUAGUAAAUUUGUAUUUCCAUGCAUUAAAUAGUAUAAUAAUAAAUAAUAAUAAAUAGUAAAUUUUUUCUUCUUUAUCUUGUUUAGUACAGGCAAUCAAAUCUAGGCCACCACAAUAAACUAUUAUUAGUAAACAAAUACUCUGUGUUAGUUCACCCAAAAAUUGUGCUAUUACUUAUUCACCCUCAUUUCAUUCCAAACCCCUGAGAUCUUCGUUCAUAUUCAGAACACAAAUGAAGUUAUUUUAGAUGAAUUCAGAGAGCUCCCUCAUCUUCCAUACAAAGCAAGGUUCCCGAAGUCCUGAAAAAAAAAUCCCUAUAAAAGUAUAGGGUGUGCGUUUAUACGGUAUAUCGCUCUUGGCCUCAUAUUAGCCUAAACAGAGGAAGCUACAUGCAUAUUUAAAUGAACAAUAUUGUUCAUAAAUGUGCGCAAUAUACUGACACUGAGGAGAAAUUACUGUUGAAUAAAGUCAAUGUUUUUGUUUUAUGUGCACACUAUGUAUUGUAGCUUUAUAAUAAUCCCAUUGGAUGACAGUGGGUAGCACGAUCGCCUCACGGCAAGAAAGUUGCUGGUUCGAGCCUCAUUUGGGUCAGUUGGCAUG